This is a messenger RNA of Closterium sp. NIES-65, 2988 nucleotides long. NCBI's taxonomy places the organism in Eukaryota, Viridiplantae, Streptophyta, Zygnematophyceae, Desmidiales, Closteriaceae. The record is from the annotation of a GenBank genome assembly.
AUGACGCUCACGCUCACCUUCCCCCCUUCUUCCACUACUCUCCACCUGUUAUCUUUUCGUGCAUCUCACGACUCCUCUCGCGCCCUGCAUCGCUCAUCCGCGCAGGGCCAGGGGGGCAUUAUGGCCCUCUUCUCCGCCUUCCCUUUUCCUCCCGCCGAGCUCAACAGCCCGCCCAGAUUCCCCUCCUCCGCCUCCGCUCCCUCCUCCUCCUCCUCCUCCUCCUCCAUGCCCCCCGUUUCAAGGCUCACGUACGCUCUUAUCGCGUACGAGUCCGCGUCUCUUCCGCGGCCCAAGGCGUACGCGUUACUAGCGCGCGUCCACGAGGGCUUUGUGUCGCAAGCUGUCGCGGCAGGUGCUGGCACCAGCUCUCCCACCCGCGCUGGCAUCCCACAAAUCACUUCCAACAUGUCCUCUCGCCUUCAAUCCUUCCUCAAAUCUCUCGCCCAGGGCGCCCGCGGCAGCUGCACGAGCCAGGAACUUUCCAUCUACCCCCUCGCACCACACGCGUUCCGGGUGAAGGCCCCUGGGGAGGACGCGGAAGCAGAGGCUGCGAAGAAAGCGCGUGAUAAGGCGGAGGCAGCGCGCAUGGACGAGAUAAAGCAGCUGCUGGAUCAGGAGUUAGAGAUGGUGAACUGUAUUGUGCAGGAGCAGGCGCGGUUGUCUUUUGAGUCGAGCCAAAAGGAGGCAGCGCGCAUGGCGGAGAUAAAGCAGCUGCUGGAUCAGGAGUUAGAGAUGGUUGACAGUAUUGUGCAGCAGCAGGAGGCGCAGGAGCAGGCGCGGAUGAAAGAGCACGAGGCGCAAGGGAGCAUGCAAGGCGUGGGAGGUGUGCAGAGAGGUGUGCAGAGCGGUGCUGCUGGGUGGACUGACUUGGGAGCGUCGUCAGUUCCAGCAGGUUCAAGGCAGUCACCGGGGCGUUCCCUGCAAGGUUACUGGGAGCCAGUGGCAGGCCUCUCACCUCCUCCUGGUGCGCUAUCAAGAGCUGCUGCUGGUGGGCUAUUGCCUGGUGCUGGUGGGGUGGUGCCGUCCCCUGCUGCUGCUGCUGCUGCUGCUGCUGCUGCUGCUGCUGCUGCUGCUGCUGCUGGCGGCUCUUCCAUAGCACAGCCUGCAUACGUGCGGUUUCCUGGCGGUGGGUCACACCCUGCUGGGCUAUCAAUGGAUGAGCUGGGCCGUGGGUCUGACGCCCAUGGCCACAUGCUCAUGCCUGCUGCUGGUACCGCUGGUGCCAUUGGUGCUGCUGCUGCUGCUGCUGGUGCUGCUGGUGCUGCUGGUGCUGCUGGUGCUGCUGCUGCUGCUGGUGCUGCUGGUGCUGCUGCUGCUGCUGGUGCUGCUGCUGAUAAUCAGGGCUGGGAAGGGAGGCCAAUGGUGGUGCCCCGGUCUUUGACUGACCCACCACACAAAGCGAAUACUCACGGCACUGCUGCUGUCCCGGGGGAUGUGUCCCCAUGGCACAUUCCCCCUCCCUAUGGUAGGGAACUCUCCUUUGCACCUGCUCUCCUCGUACCACCGCCAUCAGCAGCAGCAGCAGCAGCAGCAGCAGCAGCAGCAGCAGCAGCAGCAGCAGCAGCAGCAGCAGCAGCAGCAGCAGCAGGAGCAGGAGCAGCAGCAGCAGCAGGAGCAGCAGCAGGAGCAGGAGCAGAAGGCAUACGGCCAGGCAGGGCGCAUGGCAUGGGUAGUAGUAGUGUGGUGUGUGAUCCCAGUCCCACUGGUGGCAGCUUUUUAGGUCUUUUAGCAGCACAUAGCAGCGUUACUAGCUCAGAUGGAAGGAGCAGCGUGGGGAGUCAUGACCCAGGGAUUUCCCCACCGCCUCAAUUAAAUCCCAUAGCGCAGAGUUCCUCCAGCACCACAGCUGCUUCACAUGCCUUUGCCACUGCCCCUGCUCCUGCUACUGCGGCGGCGGCGGCGGCGGCGGCGGCUGCUGCUGCUACUGCCACAUUCAAUCCUUCUGCGCGCCCCAGGAGUGCAUCGCCGUAUGGCAGGGCGAGGAACACUGAUGACUUUGUUCCCACUGGUGCCUUUGCUGCUGUCGCUGCUGCUCAUGCUGCUGCCACUCCUGGUGGUUAUGGUGCUGGCGCUGGUGCUGGUGCUGGUGCUACUGGUGCUGGUGCUACUGGUGCUGGUGCUACUGGUGCCUUUGCUGCAGGCGGCAGGCAUCGAAGCCCAUCUGCCACUGACACUCUUUCUCUGGAGCUCGAAGCAGCACUGCGCCUCGCAGAAGAGAUGGAGAUGGACUCACAGCACCCCCUCUCGCCCAUGCGUGUAAAUGAGCGCCACAUGUCACAGCAGCAGCAGCAGCAGCAGCAGCAGCAGCAGCAGCAGCAGCAGCAGCAGCAGCAGCAGCAGCAGCAGCAGCAGCCAGUGUCACAGCAACCAAGAGCCCCCAUGCGAACCCAGCCCCGCAUUCCCAACCUUUCCGCCCACACCUCCCCCCCCUCCACCUCCCCCACUACCACCUCUUCCCGAGGCCAUUCGGACGUAUCAAGUGGGAGCAGAUCCGGCAAACACCGAAUCGCUUCUUCAGCACCCAGAGCUCGCCCCAGGAGCUCCUAUUUCCCCAGUGAGUCGGGGAAAGGCACGCGGGCCUCUAACGAAUGGAGGGAUCAGUGGGAUGGGAGGGCGUGCGCUGGUGUGGGGAGUGACGGGUCACGUACUGAGGAGGGACGGCUGUUUCAUGGGCUGGGGCACAAGGUACUUGCUCUGUUUCGCAAUGAGAGGAAGGGAGAUGUGGCCACGGCACCUGUGAGACCUGCGGUGGCAGCGGCGGCUGCAGCAGGGACAGGACCAGCAGCAGCAACACCAGUAGCAGCAGCAGCAGCAGCAGCAGCAGCAGCAGCAGCAGCAGCAGCAGCAACAGCAACAGCAACAGCAACGAGGGAGGAGGAGGCAGCACAGGCAGCGGCGUUGGCGCUGGCUAGCGUGCAGAGGAUGGCAGGAGGGCUGAAAAGGCUGGAUGGGAAGAUUCGCGAUGGCAGGGUUGCAGGGAAGGAGUGA